This is a messenger RNA of Molossus molossus (Pallas's mastiff bat), 1635 nucleotides long. RefSeq names its product ELOVL fatty acid elongase 1 (gene ELOVL1). The record is from RefSeq and is a predicted model, not a curated record. Gene Ontology annotation, molecular function: fatty acid elongase activity. Gene Ontology annotation, biological process: sphingolipid biosynthetic process; fatty acid elongation, monounsaturated fatty acid; fatty acid elongation, polyunsaturated fatty acid. Bases 309 to 1148 code for a protein of 279 amino acids. The transcript is spliced from 8 exons. Lineage: Eukaryota; Metazoa; Chordata; Mammalia; Chiroptera; Molossidae. Gene Ontology annotation, cellular component: endoplasmic reticulum membrane; endoplasmic reticulum.
UGCUAAGUGGGCCUUAUGAGUUUAUGUAUGUGACCACAUUUAUCUGUGACUCACACAUGUGUGAGCAUAAGCAUUUGCUUUUGGUAAUGCUGGACUAUGAAGGAGGAUGUGUGAGUGUUUUGGGUGUGUUCACUAGUGAGGAUGUGUGAAUGUAGUUUGGAGCAGGUCUGAGUAUUAGAAACUGUGCAUGUCAGUGUCCAUGGAGGCUUGUUUGGGUGGUGUGUCAGAGGAAGGCAGUUGUUGCCAGCAGGAGGAGUUGUGGGCUCUGUGUAUGCACAUCUGUGCUAGCCAUUGAGUCAUUAGCCAGGAUGGAGGCUGUUGUGAACUUGUACCAGUCGAUGGCAAAGCUUGGAGAUCCUCGGAUCCUGGGCUACCCUUUGAUGGGGUCCCCCUUGCUAAUGACCUCCAUUCUCCUGACUUAUGUGUACUUCGUUCUCUCACUUGGGCCUCGAAUCAUGGCCAAUCGGAAGCCCUUCCAGCUACGUGGCUUCAUGGUUGUCUACAACUUCUCACUGGUGGCACUCUCCCUCUACAUCGUCUAUGAGUUCCUGAUGUCUGGCUGGCUGAGUAGCUACACCUGGCGCUGUGAUCCCGUGGACUUUUCCAACAACCCAGAGGCACUGAGGAUGGUUCGAGUGGCCUGGCUCUUCCUCUUCUCCAAGUUCAUUGAGCUGAUGGACACGGUGAUCUUUAUUCUCCGGAAAAAAGAUGGACAGGUGACCUUCCUCCAUGUUUUCCACCACUCAGUGCUUCCCUGGAGCUGGUGGUGGGGAGUAAGAAUUGCCCCAGGAGGAAUGGGCUCUUUCCACGCUAUGAUCAACUCCUCUGUGCAUGUCAUCAUGUACCUGUACUAUGGGUUGUCUGCCCUUGGUCCUGUGGCUCAGCCCUACCUUUGGUGGAAAAAGCAUAUGACAGCCAUCCAGCUGAUCCAGUUUGUCCUGGUCUCGCUGCACAUCUCCCAGUACUACUUCAUGCCCAACUGUAACUACCAGUACCCAGUCAUCAUCCACCUCAUCUGGAUGUACGGCACCAUCUUCUUCGUGCUCUUCUCCAAUUUUUGGUAUCAUUCUUACACCAAAGGCAAACGGCUGCCCCGUGCAGUUCAGCAAAAUGGAGCUCCAGGUACUGCCAAAGUCAAGGCCAACUGAGAAACAUGCUCUUGCUAGGCGCCCACCUAAGUGCCUCAGGACUGCACCUUGGGCAGCAUCCAUCAUUGUCCUCUCCAACUACACCUGUGACCAAGGCUUAUGUGGUCAGGACUGAGCAGGGGACGAGCCUUCCCCUCCCCACAGCUGGUACACAGGGACCACAGCUUCCGUUCCUCACCCACUUCUCCUGCCAGCCCCAGGGACGUGGCCUCAUUGCCCUCUGCCACUCCGGAGCUGGAGGCUGAAAGGGCUGGACGCUAACUUCCCCCUCCCUGCCUUAAACUUGGGAGAGGAGCACUCAGGGCUGGCCCCCACCAGGGUCUUGUGGCCUUUUUCCUCACACUGAAGAGGUCAGCAAUAAUCUGUCACUGUGGACCCAGGCUCCCUCCUUUCCAUCCCACAGGUCAGAGUGGGUGGGAGGCCUGGGAAUACAGCCUGUGGAGUCUGCUCUCUCACAUGUCUUCAUUAAAAGUGACAGAGGAAACCA